Molecule: messenger RNA, 1167 nt
Organism: Nematostella vectensis (starlet sea anemone)
Lineage: Eukaryota; Metazoa; Cnidaria; Anthozoa; Actiniaria; Edwardsiidae
Exons: 5
Coding region: 78-785 (235 amino acids)
Source: RefSeq, a predicted model, not a curated record
UAAAAAAGGGUUACAAGGCAGUUGCAUCCAAUAGUGGCUUCUAUCGUUGGUUUUCUUCAUCCACGAGAUUUGAGAAAAUGUGGCGAGCAUUUGUUUAUUGUGCAUUGCUACUGGUGUCAGCGGCUGCAUCUUUGGAGCAUGAGCAUUGUGAAUGGAAACAAAGUGGUCUAUUCAAGCUGAGGCACAGAGAUAGUGUCCUUGUUGAUCACGUGAUUGCAUCGCACAACGUCACCAAUCCCACCCAUUGUUCCAUGAACUGUUUAUCCAAUGAGCGAUGUGCCUCCUUCAAUUUCAAGAAACAAGACCAGCAAUCUUACAUGUGCGAAUUAAACAACAAAUCCGCCGCGGAAGCACCCGGUUCCCUGGUGAAUAUGACUGACUGGAACUACUACGACGCAAGUAUCGGAUGUUGUAGCAACCCUUGUGUGGGUAACGCGACUUGUGAGUCCGGAGACGGACCGGAUGAGUACAGAUGCACCUGUAAGGAUGGCUACGUGGAUAAUGGAACCACGUGCAUCGCUGAAGCUUCCUAUUCGUACCUUGGAUGUUUCAAAGACACUGGUGACCGAGCAAUCGCGUUACCUUUUAUUCAUCCAUCAACUCUGCAGGAGUGCUUUGAAGAAGCCAAAAGACGUGGGAACAUAGUAUUCGCAAUGCAGGCAAGAAAUUAUUGCUUUACCAGCCCAGACGCACAUCACACUUACAACAAGUAUGGUCCCGCACCUGGCUGCAGCGGCGGGAACGGGGGACAGUGGGCCAAUGACGUAUAUCGCAUCAAUUACUAAGUCACAGUGACAUGUGUCACGUCAUGUCAAAUGACACUUUGUAUUGAUAAACUACAUAGGUGCUAGUUUUAUGGUAUAUAUGGUAAUUAGCUUAAUUCGAAAAUAUAAGGUUUUUUGAGAAGGGACCAUUUUUUGCACAAUAAGUAAGGAUAAAAAAUAAAUUUACUAGUAAAGGUUAAGAACUAAAUGUUGUAGAAGUCUUAUGUAGUAGAAUUAAAAAAGAUGCAGACAAGCCUGUUAUAUUAGUUUUAGUGUAGCACGCCGAGAACUAUAGAUUAGAAACAGCUUUGACUAUAUACAUGUAAUAUGUAACAGGGCCGUAGUUGGAGGUGGGGCGGGGCGGCGGAGCACUGGGAGCGCGUGCCCCCCUCCAUCCCAAUUA